Molecule: messenger RNA, 390 nt
Organism: Anoplophora glabripennis (Asian longhorned beetle)
Lineage: Eukaryota; Metazoa; Arthropoda; Insecta; Coleoptera; Cerambycidae
Product: ejaculatory bulb-specific protein 3-like
Exons: 2
Coding region: 1-390 (129 amino acids)
Source: RefSeq, a predicted model, not a curated record
AUGGUUUCCAUGGCGGUAGAUAUAGUUCUACAAGAAAAAUCAACUAGUGUAAUAAUGAACUCAUUUGCUGUCAUCGUUAUUUGUGCUCUUUUUCAGUCCGUAUACGCUCUUGGACUUGAAGAUCAUAUUCCAAACUUUGAUAACUUUAAUCUAAAUGAUAUAAUAAAGAGCAGAACAGUAUUCGAUAAUUACAUGAACUGUUUUCUAGAUAAAGACAAAUGCAGUAAAGGUGGGGAAUUACUGAAAGGAAUUGUACUAGAUACGAUUAAGACGAACUGCAAGACAUGCACCGAGGCACAGAGAAAUAUAGGAAAAACAAUUGUUCGUUAUUUAAUGGAUAACAAAGUCGACUUAUGGGAUGAGAUUAAAGCUAAAUAUGUUCCCAGAUGA